Dermacentor albipictus is the source of this 2301-nucleotide messenger RNA. RefSeq names its product beta-galactosidase-like. The record is from RefSeq and is a predicted model, not a curated record. Gene Ontology annotation, cellular component: vacuole. Gene Ontology annotation, molecular function: beta-galactosidase activity. NCBI's taxonomy places the organism in Eukaryota, Metazoa, Arthropoda, Arachnida, Ixodida, Ixodidae. Gene Ontology annotation, biological process: carbohydrate metabolic process.
AGAGCCCCAAGGAUACCGAAAGCACUUAAAGCAGUCGUCUGGUUCAACGUGCACCCACUGCCAGCAUUAUUCCAACACGCUGAAACACGAGAACGAAUAGAAGCGUCGCGAUGCACGCGUCCCACGCGUUAAUUGCCGUCACGGCAAUCGCGUGUUGUCUCCUGGCAACGCGGGCCCGCGGAGAACAGGUGAAGUUCAACCGCUCGUUCACAGUAGACUACGAGAACGACCGCUUCCUCAAAGAUGGCGAACCGUUCCGAUUCGUUUCCGGUUCCGUGCACUACUUCCGAGUUCCCAAGCCUUACUGGCGCGAUCGUCUGGUCAAGAUGAAGAUGGCCGGCCUCAACGCGAUCCAAACUUACGUCGAAUGGAGCGGCCACGAACCGGAACCAGGCCAGUACAACUUCGAAGGUAACUACGACCUCUUGACCUUCCUGGAGACGGCGAAGGACCUAAACCUGUACGUGAUCCUGAGGCCCGGUCCUUACAUCUGCGGCGAGCGAGACAAUGGCGGGCUUCCGUACUGGCUGCUCAGGAUAAACCCCAAGAUGAAGUACAGGUCCUCGGACGAGACGUACAUCAAAGCGGUGGACCAAUGGUUUGACCUGCUCCUGCCCAAGGUGGCGCCGUACUUGUACAAGAACGGUGGCCCCAUCAUCACCGUCCAGGUGGAGAACGAGUACGGCCUCUACGACGUGUGCGACAAGGUCUACAUGCGACACCUGGUGGACAAACUGCAGCAGCACCUGGGCAAUGACGUGGUGCUCUUCCGCACCGACACGCCGUGGGACAAGGCGUACGAGUGCGAUCACGUGGACGGCACUCUGGUCACGACCGACUUCGGUCCCACCAAGUCCACCGUGAAAGACGCCUACGCGGCGGUCAAGAGGGCCCAGCCACACGGGCCGUUCGUCGUUACGGAGUACUACUGCGGCCGACAGGACGUCUGGUCGUUCAUUCACGACAAGGUGGACAAGCGGCGCGUCGUCGACACCUUCGAGCAGAUCAUGUCCCAGUACAACGGCUCGGUCAACUUCUACAUGUUCCACGGCGGCACAAACUACGGCUUCGGAAACGGCAACCGCCCGCCCCCGCAGCUAACGAGCUACGACCACGGCUCACCGCUCUCGGAGGCCGGCGACCCCACGGACCUGUACUACAUGAUCCGGAACGCGACGGCCAAGUUCCUUCCGCUUCCGCCGGGCACGGUUCCGGUUCCGGCUCCCAAGUUGAACAUCGGAAGCGUAUCGUUGACGCGCAGCUCACCGCUGGCGGAGGUGAUGGACUGGUUUCGGAACCGGGGCUACCUCAAGAGCGUGCGGGCCGAGCAUCCGCUGACGUUCGAAGAACUGAGCCAAGCCUACGGCUACGUCGUCUACAGCACGCGGGUGUCGUUUAGGCCUAAGAGUCCGUCCCUGCUGACGGUUGCCGGCAUUAAGGACAGGGGCUACGUGAUGACGAGAGUGACCCGAAGCGUGCUCAGCUUGGACGAGAAGGUGUUCAGCGCCUCCGUGGUGGCGGCAGCGGGGGAAACGCUCACGGUCCUCGUGGAGAACCAGGGCCGACAGAACUACGGAGAAGGAAACCACGACCCCAAGGGCAUCACAUCAGACGUGACACUGGGGCAUGCCGUGCUGACCAACUGGACAAUGGAAGGCGUGCCGCUCGUUCACGAUGAAGAUCUGGAUCGUCUUGGCUCAUUUCUUUCGAAGCAUGGUCACGGAUACGAAAACGGCACACAUCCCCAGCCACCGACGUUUUUCUACGGUACCUUCACACUGCCACAAGGGCAGGAGCCACUGGACACCUUCUUCGAUCCUACCGGCUGGGGAAAGGGUGUGCUCGUAGUUAACGGCUUCAACCUCGGCCGUUAUUGGCCGUCCAUCGGGCCACAAGUGACCCUGUACGUGCCAGGUUCGCUCCUACGACCUUAUCCGCAAGAAAACACGUUUAUCUUAUUCGAGACAGAGCUAGUGCCGUCAGGGCUACCCGCGGUGCAAUUUGUGGACACGCCGAACAUCGAUGGACCUAUUCCCAGUGCACCAACAGGAAGAAGCCAUGGUUGAAGCCUUCUAGUAAGACCAAGCCAACCGGCAAACGCGCCUUUUGUACAAUCGUUAUGUGCACCACGCUCGUAUAACCGCUGUAUACGUUUGCUUGCAGAGAAUUGGUGGUUCCACGUGGCUGUUGCCGAGCUUUGCCGUUUCUUAUUAUUGAGAGCAUGUGCGAGCUUAUGGAUCGAUCUUGGUAUCACAGCCGUCUGUGCGGAAAUGCGCGAAAUAAAGGAUUGUCCGAUGCUAC